AUGACAAAAAAAUGUCCUGGGCAUGACAAAACUGUAUCCACGCUGCCUUGCGUGCUUUUGAGCAAAAGGCUAGGCCCACUGCUUAUAACUGGUGAUCUCAAUGGCCACGUUGGAGAGAAAACAGAUGGUUUUGACAACGUACAUGGCGGUUUUGGCUAUGGAGAACGGAAUGAAGAUGGCAACCGCAUCCUUGAGUUUGCUGAAAGUCACGGGUUUUGUUUACUGAACACAUAUUUUAGAAAGAGGUUGGAACAUCUCAUAAUAUACAAAAGUGGACCAUCAGCCACGCAAAUUGAUUUCUCCGCUGUCAAGCAAAAACACCGAAGGCUAUUCAAAAAUGUCAAAGUUAUACCUGGCGAAUCAUGUUUUGUGUUUCAACUCUUCAAAACAACGAAACACAACAAUGACAUCUUUGAAUGUCGGCGAGUUAGCUCAGUCGCUAAAAGUACCAUGUCUCGUGCAGUUACGCAAUGGCUUGGUUCGAAAACUGUCGGUCAUGAAACAUGCGUUGAUUUAUUAUUGGAACAUUAUGUGAAGAAUGUGUUAAUACCAAAUUUAUCAACAAUGGUAUCGACAUCAGACAGCAAAUUAAAGUGCUUUUUUGGCAACAAAUUUACACCCCUCCAUUGUUCUGCGUAA
Helobdella robusta is the source of this 639-nucleotide messenger RNA. RefSeq lists its product as hypothetical. The transcript is spliced from 4 exons. Gene Ontology annotation, biological process: chromatin remodeling. NCBI's taxonomy places the organism in Eukaryota, Metazoa, Annelida, Clitellata, Rhynchobdellida, Glossiphoniidae. The coding region runs from base 1 to 639 and encodes 212 amino acids. Gene Ontology annotation, cellular component: nucleus. The record is from RefSeq and is a predicted model, not a curated record.